Molecule: messenger RNA, 1574 nt
Organism: Carica papaya (papaya)
Lineage: Eukaryota; Viridiplantae; Streptophyta; Magnoliopsida; Brassicales; Caricaceae
Gene: MBAC1
Product: Mitochondrial substrate carrier family protein
Biological process (GO): mitochondrial L-ornithine transmembrane transport
Molecular function (GO): L-ornithine transmembrane transporter activity
Source: RefSeq, a predicted model, not a curated record
CUGAACAGAAUUACAAUCCUGGAGUUAAACCAAAUGUGCCUAAACGGGAUAGAGCCGUAGAAUCAGUUUUACUUUGACGAAUGACGUUUUGACCAUCGAGGAGUAAUCCGUUCAUUGAGCUCUCUGUUCGUCUGGUGCGAACACCGGAUCCACAUUUAGGCGGAGGAGAGAAUAGGGUAGUGAAAACUCCGAUCACCGUGUUCAUUUCUCUUCUAUAGCAGCACAGAGCUUGGUAGCGAACAGUAUUCAGUUAUUGAGCGAGAAAAGGUCGAAAAUGGUGGAGAAUUCCGGUUACAAGGACUAUCUGGCCGGCUUACUUGCCGGAGUUGCCACCGUUAUCACUGGUCACCCUUUUGACACUGUAAAGGUGAAGCUUCAAAAGCACAAUACAGAAACCCAUGGCAUCAAAUACAGGAAUGCUUUGCAUUGCACUGCUAGAAUAUUGAGAAUGGAAGGAGUUAAAGGACUUUAUACAGGGGCAACAUCAUCUUUUAUUGGGGUGGCUUUUGAGAGUUCUCUUCUAUUUGGCAUCUAUUCCCAAAUAAAGCAUUUACUGCAGAGAGAAGAUCAGAAUAGUAGACCACAAUUUCAAGUAAUAAUUCCAUCUGCAGCGUUUGGUGGAGCUUUAAUCAGUUUUAUAUUAUGUCCAUCAGAGUUAGUGAAGUGUAGGAUGCAAGUUCAAGGCACUGACUCGGUGGUUCCCAAAUCUAGUGGAUACAGUGGUCCUCUUGAUUGUGCUCUUAAGACAAUAAAAAGUGAAGGGGUUACAGGCAUCUUUCGUGGUGGAUCUACAACUUUGUUAAGAGAAAGUUUAGGAAAUGCAGUUUUCUUCAGUGUCUAUGAGUAUGUAAAGUAUCACAUGCACUAUCAGCUGGAAGCUUCAUCUUCUAACAAUAGCAACUUGGUUGACAUGGGAAUUGGGAUUGUGACUGGUGGUCUUGGUGGUCUAGCUUUCUGGUCAGCUGUUUUGCCCUUGGAUGUGGCAAAAACCAUUAUCCAGACUACUCCAGAUAGAAGUUCCUCCAGAAAUCCUUUCCUUAUUUUGAACUCCAUUUAUUGGAGGGCUGGACUUAAAGGAUGCUAUGCAGGUUUGGGUCCUACGAUAAUGAGAGCUUUUCCUGCUAAUGCAGCGGCAAUCGUCACAUGGGAGCUGGCCAUGAAAAUGUUGGGAAUCAAGCACGAUUAGAGACGGUAUUCUAUCCUGUUUCUCUAAAGCAAUUGUUUUCUACCACUUUUUAACACUGAUUUCAGUCUGGGAAAGUCUGAUGCUUCAAUUGUUGAUAUUGAUUGGCCCUGAGGCUUUACUGAUUUGCUGUGUACUGAGAGGUUGACCAUUCUCACAAUCCAGUUAGAGGAGCUGAAUAAGCAGUUCUCUGUUUCACAUUCUUUCAUUCUAAACAUGUGUUUCUCCACUUUCUGGUUUCAAGAUUAGGAAAUUUCUUUCAUAAUAUUGUUGAAGAUGUUAGUCAAGUUUUUUGCUCUGAUCAUCUUCAUCCAUUUGAUCUUUUCUGAAAAUCCGUACAUUUCAUUGUUAAGUGACAGAUACUAGUUAUAACACAAUCUACUAACGAGAA